Molecule: messenger RNA, 4905 nt
Organism: Hyalella azteca
Lineage: Eukaryota; Metazoa; Arthropoda; Malacostraca; Amphipoda; Hyalellidae
Gene: vap
Product: ras GTPase-activating protein 1
Exons: 18
Coding region: 105-2924 (939 amino acids)
Biological process (GO): regulation of GTPase activity
Molecular function (GO): protein binding
Source: RefSeq, a predicted model, not a curated record
UCGCCACAAGUCUAAACCCCAACUAUAAAAAAACAAAUCUAGGGUAACAUUUAUUCCAGUACGCAAGGUGCCUUAUCUGUGGGCAAGCGAAUGUUGCAGUGAUAAUGGCUGAGGUGGGAGGGUUUUCUCAUGAUCAAGCAGUGAGGCCGAGAGACAAUAUGCCCGGAUCUCCCAACUCUGGUAGCGAUGAAGGCGCCGAACAGAAUUUUCCUGAUGAUUUUGAUCCAUACCAUGGCGACCCUGACGAGCCAGAUGAAGUGGACAGUUCCCUAGCAGCGCCGCCUGAAGAAAGUUGGUAUCAUGGCCGCAUGGAUCGUGCUCAAUCUGAGAAUUGUCUCAGAACCUAUGGCAAGUUAGGUGCCUAUCUUGUGAGGGAGUCUGACAGACGACCUGGUUCCUAUGUUCUCUCUUACUAUGGCCGCUCAGGGAUAUCCCAUUUCAAAAUCACUGCUGUGUGUGGAGAUUUCUAUAUAGGUGGCAGGCAGUUCAGCGCACUCAGCGACUUGGUUGGAUACUACACAUGUCUCUCAGAUCUGCUCAAACGGGAGCGGCUGCUGUAUCCUGUACCUCCACCAGAACCGGUAUACAACCUUCGGAAAGUGGUUGCCAUUUUACCCUACACUAAGAUGGCUGACACUGAUGAACUUGGGUUCCAGAAAGGGGAUAUAUUUUUCGUACACAAUGAGCUGAGCGGCGGGUGGCUGUGGGUGACGGCGCAUAGAACAGGCGAGCAAGGCACCAUCUUUGCUGAUCUUGUUGAGAACCUCGACAUGGAUAUCGACCCAAAUGUUGUCUUCAGUUGGUUCCACUCAAAUAUUACCAAAAACGAAGCAAUCGACCUUCUAAUUAAAGCGGGACCCGGAAGUUUCUUGGUGCGUCCUAGUGACAACUCACCCGGGGACUACACUCUAUUCUUCCUAACCAACAACAUCAUCCAACGCUUCCGUAUAGAGAAGCGCGGCGUCAAGUACAGCAUGGGUGGGCGCUGCUUCAUGUGCCUUGACGCUGUCAUCAACAGAUAUAAGACUGAGCAAAUACUCGAGGGGCAUUGCCUUGGAGCCCCCGUUUGUAAAAGCUCAGGAGAUCGGACAGGUCUGCCUAUAAUUCCCGUGAAGGAAGUGGAGCAGCCUGAGAAAAUUUACGCAACUCUUAACGAGAUACGCGAGAAGCUUGGCGUUACGAAAUUCAAAGGCAUUCAGAAGCAAGGCUGGCUUUAUAAAAAGAGCAAGAAGAACAAAAAGUGGAAAUGCCUUUAUUUCGUACUUACAGAUAUACUUUACUUCUAUGAUAAUCCUAAGCGUACGAAACCCCGCGGUCUUAUUGACCUGAACUGCAGCUACAUGUAUCAAGUCCACGACAGCUUCUUCGAGAAGCCGCACUGCUUCCAACUCGUGGAGCGUGAGCUGCCGUGCCUCUCUACCGUCACCUACCUCUGCUCCGACUCUCAGGAGACAACGUGCGAUUGGAUGGCAGUGCUGCGGCCGCUGUGUUUGCCUCAAACCGUCAACGCCCCUAAGCUGCAGAACCUCAAGUUCAUGAAGAGCCUCCAGCUGACGGUUCUGCAGGCGGCCAGACUCCCCAGCAAGAUUGUACCUAUGCCUUACUGCCUCGUCUCCCUCAACCAGGUGAAGGUGUGCAGGACGAGGGCCAAGGCUGGGCCAGACCCGGUGUGGGAGGAGGAGUUUGUACUCGAUGACAUCCCUGAAGACGUUGUGCUCUUCACCAUCACCGUCUACAACGCCGGCAAGAGGAGUAAAGACUCCGAGGUUGCUGAAGUCAACAUAGAAUUGUCAACGCUACGUAACGGCGAGGAGGUUGAAGAGUGGCAUCCCCUGCGCGGCAUCACCCCCGUGGGCGAGUGGGGCGCCGUGCGACUACGCUACAGAUAUUUCCACGACCUGAUGAUGGCAAGCAGCGAGUACAACAGCUUACGGGAACUGCUGCUCGACCCCAACAUGGAGGCCGUCCUGGCCCUGGCCGACCUCUCGCACAGGGACCGCGCCCCUCUCGCCCAGGCCCUCCUCAGGAUAUUCAGAGGAGAGCGACGCGAGCAUGACCUGCUGCAGAAGCUAUGCGAGCACGAGAUCGAGCGUGAGGCAGAGACUAGUACGUUGUUCAGAGCCGCGUCUCUGACCACGGCCCUCAUGGACCUCUACAUGAAGGCAACCUGCACAGAGUUCCUGCAGUCCGCCAUCUCUGAAACAAUCCAACGCAUCCUCGAGAGCAAACAAAGUUGCGAGUUGAACCCGACGAAGAUGGACAGCCCCAUGGACGCGUGUGCUAAUGCCGAGUUCCUGUUGAUGAUCUUGGACGACAUCACACAGAGCAUCUUCUCUUCUGCUGCCGACUGCCCCAUGCCUUUGAGGUACAUCUGCUCGCGGCUACAACGGAAGGUCCUGGAGAAGUGGCCUAACGAGCGCCUAGUGAAGACCCGCGUCGUGUCAGGCUUCAUCUUCUUGCGGCUGCUCUGCCCUGCCAUCCUCAACCCCAGGCAGUUCGGGCUACUGCAAGAGCCACCGCCCCCAGCGGCCGCGCGUUCACUCAUCAUGAUCGCGAAGUGCCUGCAGAACCUGGCCAACCUCGUCGAGUUCGGCGGCAAGGAGCCCAACAUGGAGGUCGUCAAUCCCUUCAUCCUUAAGAACAAGGAGAGGAUGAUCUGCUUCCUGGACUCGCUUUCGAGCAUCACUGAGCGCCCCGAGAUCUGCGAGGUGCGCACUAAGGGCGACACGUCGCGGGACCUGGCGCAGCUGCAUCACAUCUGCGUCGGCCACCUGCAGCACCUGGCCUCCCGCGCCCGAUCUCAGCCCACACUGAAGAAGCUCGUGACGGUCACCGAGAUGCUUCAGAAGCACAAGGAACGUUACCAGGAGAUGAUGCAGAAUGCCAGCGUCCAGGAGAUGAUGCAGAAUGCCAGCAUCACCUAGCAUCACAACGGGGGCUUCUAGAGAACCAAAUGUUCACUUCAUAAGUGGCAACACUGAAAGUAUUACACUCCUCAUGUCGACUCUGAGGCUGCGCAUUCCAGCUUUCAACAAUUAUCGUUUUAAAGUUGUGUGUUUUCGUUGUUUGCUGCGAUUUAUUUAAUAGCAGAUUCUGUUGAUGAAAUGAAUUCUGAGUUUGGCUCUUCUAAAUAGCUUCAGAUAAUUGGAAGAUCGUCUGUUACGCCAGUCUAUUUAACUAACCGAAAUUUCACCAUUUCGGGAAAUCCAUCAUAAUAUUGUGAUAGCAGCAUCGUAUCUCAUAUUCAGUUGAAAGUUCAUAAACUUUAAGGUCCAGUUCGACAUUGCUUGCUAGAGUGAAACCAUAAUGUUUCACUCAACCAGUGAACGAAUACGUGAUAUAAUCGCGAGAUUUGGAACUUCCAUGUCAAUAUAUUUUCGUGCCAAUCUCUGCCCAAGCUUGAGACGAGCCUGCCAUUUGUUUUCGUAAGGGAAAUGUCUUGAACUCGCGUCAUUUUGUUCUUGUGAUUCGUUUAUCUUUCUUAUUUUAUUCAUGCUUGCGCUGUAAGGUCGUCACGCAAGACUGGUAAAAGACCUUAUCUGUAACAAGAGGUGAAAUGUUUGUGCUGCUUUAACUAGUCCCUUAUGAACCAGUAUUUGGGGAUCAUGACUUUGAGUUGUUCCUGGUUUUGUUUUUAUUAUGAGGGACUGAACUGUGCCAUCUGUUUAGAUUCUAUUCUUGGCUGAGUCAAUUCUUUCACCACAUGAUGUCUUAUGUGAUUAAACCAUGGCGUACGUCUUGAAUUUACAGACAAUACUGCAUUGAGUGGAGGGUUGGAAUUAUGUUUUGUUUCAGAUCUGAAAAUUUCUUGAAGAAAUGUAGUAAUUUGGCACGUUUUUGGUAUAAUUAUAGGUCGUCUGUUAGUUGAUAAAGAGGCACUUUGCUGCUCAUGCUGCCAUGUCGAUUUAAAACGUCGCUAUAUUGUGUCUGGUCUACUGGUGAUUCUGUUGAUGUUACGCUAAGAAUAAUAAUAACAAACUAAUGCUAGUAAUGAUACCAGUAAUUAGGUAUUCUAGUGGAUGUUCCAUGAUAAUAAUUAUUCUGGUAAUUACGUACCGUAUUUAACAUGUAUGAGUUUCUAAGCACCUAUUAUUUAAUACAGUGAUUUCCGUAAAGAGAUUAAAUAAUAUUUGAUUCUAAUUUUGACUUCACGCCCUCACUGGUGCAUUAUUUAAGACCAACGAGCGCUUAAGGGUGUCAAAGAAUCGUUUAUAUAUAUAUUCAUCGUCAUUUCUAGUGUGCGAAAGAUAUGAAUCAUAAUAGCUAAGUUCUGUCUGGAUAUUCUGGAGAGGAAUAACCUUGCCGUUCAGAAAUGUAAGUGGUCAGUAACAUGUUAUUGUUCUCGCUUGACGCUACAGCGAGCGUUGUGACAUCUAUGCUGUAAUAUUGAAUUGCGCCUCGCGUUUCGCAAGUCUUUUAAUCCUUAGUAGCUCAGACCUUAUCAUGCACAACAGUCUCUUUAAUUGAUGAAUUAUUAUGAAUUUGUCUAUGAUUUUUUAUUUUGUUUUUAUAUGUUCUUAAUUUCGGGGUUGACCCACUUAACUUUUUAAAAGGCCAGUAAUUUACCAUUAAAAUACUCGUAUGGAUACUUCAUUUUAAAAACCUUCAUUAUUUCAAAGUUGUUCAUUUGUCUUCCUUGUGAUUUUUUAUGACCUGUCAUUAUCGCCUUCUUUCAACCGACCUUUCAACACUUUUAUUUAUAACUGAGUGAAACGAUUAAAAAACUCAAUAAUUUAAUCACGGAUCUAACCAAAGUGUCAAGGUUUUCUACGGUGUACGAAAAUUUUUUUCUUUAUCAUUUCAAAUUAUUUUUUCAUGCCAUCUGGUAAUUGUCAAUCGUUUUAUUCCUUUUGCUGAAAUGGGCUGCAAUAGUUCUAAAUAUUUAUUCCAACACAGUCUUUGGAC